Molecule: messenger RNA, 1179 nt
Organism: Schizosaccharomyces osmophilus
Lineage: Eukaryota; Fungi; Ascomycota; Schizosaccharomycetes; Schizosaccharomycetales; Schizosaccharomycetaceae
Gene: bud22
Product: ribosome small subunit biogenesis protein, BUD22 family
Exons: 1
Coding region: 1-1179 (392 amino acids)
Biological process (GO): maturation of SSU-rRNA
Cellular component (GO): 90S preribosome; nucleus
Source: RefSeq, a predicted model, not a curated record
AUGAAACAUCAUUCGAACAAGGCGAACAAACCAAAGAGUUCUAAACCUCGUUUGAGUCCCGAAGAUUUACAGAAACGUUCUCAUCAUUUCAGGAAACAAUUGACUCAUGCUCUGAAGAAAGCUGUUGGGUUUGAGCGUCAAAAACUUGCCCGAAGAAUUAAAAGCGCUAGAGAGCAGCAAGAGAAUGACAAGGUUGCUAGAUAUGAAAAAGAGUUCGAUUUCUCAAAAAAAUAUGAUUUUUCUAAACUUACAGAGUUUUGCUUUCACCGAAAAGUUCUGCGUAAUAAAGAGUAUCGAAUUUUGCUUGACGAACAUAAACCGGUGGAAUUCCCUUCAGAUAUCACGAAUGAUGAAGAAAAAAAUGUUGUCGCACGCUUACUGAAUUCGAAUCCUAUUUCUGAAUCCGUCAACGCUACUUGUCGCCUUCUAGAUAAAUGCAUUUUAAUGAACAAUCCAGAGGCGGAUUUUACAAAAUCUAGGGAUCAAAAUAUGUCAUUAACGGCUGAACCAAAAUUACAUCCUGAUGGUGUUCGUCGAAAUCCUUCGCUGAACUUAGACAAGUCAGAGACCGAAAGUGAACGAGUACAGCAAAAGGAACCAGAGAAACAUGAACUCUUUACUGAAUCCUCUAUCUCUCCAGAAAAGAAUGCUUCUAUUGAGCAACCCCAUGAAGAGAACUUCAGACUUGAGAAGCGUAAAGUCUCAUCAGAGGAGGAUGUAAAUCUGGAAGACAAAAGAAAUACAACCAUGGAAGACAAUGAUACGGAAGAUGAAAUGUUUACCAUCCCAUCCACGAAGUCAUCUGCUAAUAACAUUCCAGAGCUUGCUACCGGCUUUCUUGAUCCGUUAGGCGAGGAUGAUGAAUUUGUUGAAAAAGAAAUGGACGAAAUGGAUCGCCCUAAAAGAAAGAAUCGUCGUGGACAGCGUGCUAGACAAGCUAUUUGGGAGAAGAAAUUUGGAAAGACUGCGAAUCACGUCGUUAAAAAGAAGGAACAAGAACAACUAGAACGAGAAGAACGUCAACAUAAAUUCAAUGAGCGUGAAGCUAAGCGUGCACAAAAAGCGGCCAUAGCGACUUCACAAGAACCAGACAAACUUCAUCCAUCAUGGGAAGCUAAGAAAAAGCAGAAACUACAGCCAGCAGGUACUUUCCAAGGAAAGAAAAUCGUUUUUGACUAA